AUGGAGCCUAACCACCACGGCUACGGCUACGGCUACAACGACAGCAACAAUGGAUCCUAUACAAAUGAUGACAACCCAUGCUACUACGGCAUGAGCUAUGCCACUUCCGAGCCCUCCUCCUAUGGCUACCAAUACCAGCAGUCUUCUUCUACCAAGCCUCAGUCCUCCUACGACAACCACUACCACCACCAGUACGACAUGAGCAACUCCUCCUCCUCCUCCUCUGCGGCCCCGUCCUACGCCGCCUACGACGACAUUGCCCCUUACGCGCAGGAGCAACACCCGAACUACCUUAAUUUCGGCGGCGGCAGCUAUCAGUACGAUGGCGCCGCGAGUACCAUGGGCAUGGGCGUGGACAUGGACCAGUUCAGUGCGCUCAUGGAGGCCACGUCCAUCUCACCUGCUGCACCAUGCUGGGCGGAGGAGCAGGAGGCAAUGAAGGCCAAGGCGGAGCCUCCGCAGCUGAUCGGCGUGCGGAGGCGGCCGUGGGGCAAGUACGCGGCCGAGAUCCGGGACUCCACUCGCAGCGGCGAGCGCGUGUGGCUGGGCACCUUCGACACCCCCGAGGCCGCCGGGCUGGCCUACGACCAGGCGGCCUACACGUCGCGCGGAACUGCGGCCGUGCUCAACUUCCCGGUGGAGCGAGUCCGGGAGUCACUGCGCGUGCUGAAGCUCGGCGAAGCCGCGGCUGCGGGGGAGGACGACUCGCCCGUGCUGGCGCUCAAGAGGCGCCACUGCAUCCGGAAGCGCACUCCCAAGAGCAAGGGCCAGGAGGGUGACAUGAAGAAGAAGCAACCUGCUGCUGCUGCUGCUGCAUCGAGCGUGCUGGAGCUGGAGGACCUUGGAGUAGAAUACUUGGAAGAGCUGCUCGCAUUGUCCGAGCAGUGGUCGAAUGAAUGAUCCAUGACGUUUGCUUGGCUGGCUCUCAUCGUUCAUGAUCGUGCUCUAGUACUACUAGCCCC
This is a messenger RNA of Hordeum vulgare subsp. vulgare (domesticated barley), 962 nucleotides long. Its product is annotated as dehydration-responsive element-binding protein 1E-like. Gene Ontology annotation, biological process: regulation of DNA-templated transcription; ethylene-activated signaling pathway. Gene Ontology annotation, molecular function: DNA binding; DNA-binding transcription factor activity. Bases 1 to 900 code for a protein of 299 amino acids. Lineage: Eukaryota; Viridiplantae; Streptophyta; Magnoliopsida; Poales; Poaceae. The record is from RefSeq and is a predicted model, not a curated record. The transcript has a single exon.